AUGGCAACCAUGCACGAGAUCUUCUCGGCCUACCAAUCCCGCCUCUCGGACCUUGAAGCAUCACAAUCCACUAACCCCUUUGCCAAGGGCAUCGCCUGGAUCCAGGGCCGCGUGUACCCGAUCCACGAAGCCCACAUCCCCAUGCUCGACCAAGGCUUCCUGCACAGCGACCUGACCUACGACGUGCCCUCGGUGUGGCAAGGCCGCUUUUUCCGCCUGGACGACCACCUUGCGCGGCUAGAGCGGUCGUGCGAAAAGAUGCGGCUUCGUGCGCCUCUGUCAAGACCGGCCAUCAAACGCACCCUCUGCGCCAUGCUCGCCCGGUCCGGCAUCCAGGAUGCGUUCGUCGAGCUCAUCGUCACGCGCGGUCUCACGGGCGUGAGAGGACUCAGUGCCGACGAGGUGGCCAAUUUGUCGAACAACCUGUACAUGUUCAUCGUGCCGUACGUGUGGGUGAUGAGUCCCGAAGUGCAGCUCGCGGGCAAUGGGAGUGCCGUCAUAGCGCGCACAGUCCACCGGACGCCACCCAACUGCAUGGACCCCACGAUCAAGAACCUCCAGUGGGGGGACCUUACUAGGGGGAUGUUCGAGGCCAACGACCGUGGCGCGGGAUACCCUUUUCUGACCGAUGUGGACGUGAGCGAGCCGAAGGGUGAGCGUCAAAGCGACGUCAACAUCACCGAAGGCUCAGGCUUCAACAUCGUCAUCAUCAAAGACAACACACUCUACACGCCGCGCAAGGGCGUCCUCGAGGGCGUCACCAGGCAGAGCGUCUUUGACUGUUGUACUCGGCUGGGCGUGCCGUAUGUGCUUGACAAGGUCCCCCUGCGGAUGGCUUACGAGGCGGACGAGAUCUUCAUGUGCACGACUGCGGGCGGAGUCAUGCCUAUCACGCAGUUAGAUGGGAAGGCCGUCGGGGAUGGGAAGGUCGGGCCCAUCACGACGCGGAUUUGGGAUGUGUAUUGGCGGUUGCAUUACGAGGAGGAGUUUAGCUUUGCUGUGGAUUAUGAGGAUGAGAGGGGCCUGGAAGGAUUUGAGAACGGGGAGGGAAAGGGGAUGAAUGGACUGACCAAGGCGGAGAGUAAGGGAGUGAAUGGCUUGAGUAACGGGGUUGGCAAGCAGGUGAAUGGGAUUACCAACGGAGAGGGUCACGCCAACGGCAAGCUCGUCGACGGGCCGGCGCAGUGA
Cladophialophora yegresii CBS 114405 is the source of this 1188-nucleotide messenger RNA. RefSeq lists its product as uncharacterized. Gene Ontology annotation, molecular function: catalytic activity. Gene Ontology annotation, biological process: carboxylic acid metabolic process. NCBI's taxonomy places the organism in Eukaryota, Fungi, Ascomycota, Eurotiomycetes, Chaetothyriales, Herpotrichiellaceae. The transcript has a single exon. The record is from RefSeq and is a predicted model, not a curated record. Bases 1 to 1188 code for a protein of 395 amino acids.